AUGGCCGCAGACACACUCAGAUUAACGGGUUCUGCUUCCACAGUCAGCAAUCUAAAUGGGUCUCAUCGAAAGCCUCUGCUUUUCCCUGCUCGCUUUCUGGUUCUUCGCCCUCGGGCUUCUUCUUCUUCUUCUUCCUCUCCGAUUUCCUCUUCGUUUUCUCAGUUCUUGGGAAGCGUCCGUAUGGGCUUCAGUUCUUCCAAACUCUCCACUUCACGCCGCCAAAAAAACAUGAGAAAACAAUUCUCUGUUUCUGCAAUGGCCGCUGAUGAAUCAAAGCGUGUAGUACCGUUGAAAGAUUAUCGCAAUAUUGGAAUUAUGGCCCACAUAGAUGCAGGAAAGACUACAACAACCGAAAGAGUUCUAUACUAUACAGGAAGAAACUACAAAAUCGGAGAGGUGCAUGAGGGAACAGCUACAAUGGAUUGGAUGGAACAAGAGCAGGAAAGAGGGAUCACCAUUACUUCAGCUGCAACUACUACGUAUUGGAAUAAACACCGGAUUAAUAUCAUUGACACUCCAGGCCAUGUCGACUUCACACUGGAGGUGGAACGAGCUCUUAGGGUUUUAGAUGGUGCUAUAUGCUUGUUUGACAGUGUUGCUGGUGUGGAACCACAAUCUGAAACUGUAUGGAGACAAGCUGACAAAUAUGGCGUACCCAGAAUUUGCUUUGUCAAUAAGAUGGAUCGUUUGGGAGCCAAUUUUUUUCGAACUAGGGACAUGAUAGUGACAAACUUGGGUGCUAAACCACUCGUAAUUCAGUUGCCGAUUGGUUCUGAAGAUAAUUUUCAAGGGGUUGUUGAUCUUGUGAGCAUGAAAGCAGUGGUUUGGUCAGGAGAAGAAUUGGGUGCAAAGUUUGCUUAUGAGGAUAUUCCAGCUGAUCUUCAGGAGCUGGCUCAGGAAUAUCGCUCACAGAUGAUAGAAACCAUAGUUGAGUUAGAUGAUCAAGCUAUGGAGAGCUAUUUAGAAGGAGAAGAGCCAGAUGAGGAAACGAUUAAGAAACUAAUUAGGAAAGGAACCAUUUCGAGUAGUUUUGUGCCAGUACUAUGUGGCUCAGCGUUCAAAAACAAGGGAGUUCAACCAUUACUUGAUGCUGUUGUGGAUUAUCUGCCUUCACCACUUGACUUGCCAUCAAUGAAAGGAACUGAUCCUGAGAAUCCUGAAGUAACAAUUGAAAGGGAAGCAAACGAUGAUGAACCAUUUGCUGGACUAGCUUUCAAGAUCAUGAGCGACUCAUUUGUGGGAUCCCUCACAUUUGUGAGAGUGUAUGCAGGAAAGCUUAUUGCAGGAUCUUAUGUACUGAAUGCUAAUAAAGGAAAGAAAGAGAGAAUAGGUAGACUUCUGGAAAUGCAUGCGAACAGUAGAGAAGAUGUUAAGGUAGCUUUAACAGGUGAUAUCAUUGCUCUUGCGGGUCUAAAAGACACUAUUACAGGUGAAACACUCUGUGAUCCUGACAAUCCUAUUUUGCUUGAAAGGAUGGACUUUCCUGAUCCUGUUAUUAAGGUUGCAAUCGAACCUAAGACCAAAGCAGAUGUCGACAAGAUGGCUGCUGGUUUGAUCAAGCUUGCACAAGAAGAUCCUUCUUUCCACUUCUCACGGGAUGAAGAGAUUAAUCAAACUGUGAUUGAAGGAAUGGGAGAAUUGCAUCUUGAGAUUAUUGUUGACAGACUCAAGAGAGAGUUUAAGGUAGAAGCCAAUGUUGGUGCACCCCAAGUAAAUUACCGUGAAAGUAUUUCUAAGGUCUCUGAAGUGAAGUACGUCCACAAGAAACAGUCAGGUGGACAAGGACAGUUCGCUGAUAUAACUGUUCGCUUUGAGCCUUUGGAUGCUGGUAACGGGUAUGAGUUCAAAAGUGAAAUAAAAGGAGGUGCAGUGCCAAAAGAAUACAUUCCUGGGGUGAUGAAAGGAUUGGAGGAGUGUAUGAGUAACGGUGUACUGGCUGGUUUUCCUGUUGUCGACGUACGUGCAGUUCUUGUAGAUGGUUCAUACCACGAUGUUGAUUCUAGUGUUUUGGCAUUUCAACUGGCGGCAAGGGGAGCUUUCAGGGAGGGAAUGAAGAAAGCUGGACCCAAGAUGCUAGAACCAAUCAUGAAGGUUGAGGUUGUGACACCUGAAGAACACUUGGGAGAUGUAAUUGGUGACCUUAACUCAAGGAGAGGUCAGAUCAACAGCUUUGGAGAUAAACCUGGUGGCCUCAAGGUGGUUGAUUCCCUAGUUCCGUUGGCAGAAAUGUUUCAGUAUGUUAGCACUCUUCGGGGAAUGACGAAAGGGCGAGCAUCGUACACGAUGCAAUUGGCAAAGUUUGAUGUCGUCCCUCAACACAUCCAGAAUCAGCUGGCAUCAAAAGAGCAAGAAGUUGCUGCUUAAUUUAGUUGCCUGGAUUCCUGCAACAGGGAGUAUCAUAGUUUUGUUUUUAAUUAAUGUUUUAAGAUGGAUGAAUUCUUUGCCACUGUACCAAUUUUACACAUGACUGCAAUUAGCCUAUGAAAAUAGGGUUAUGUAAGUUGAGGAGAUUUGGGAGUUCCGGUACCAAAAGAUCACGUCCCAAACUUUAAAGAGGAAAAUGGAAUUAUUUUUCUUUUC
Messenger RNA from Carica papaya (papaya), 2580 nucleotides. It is a transcript of the gene SCO1, whose product is annotated as Translation elongation factor EFG/EF2 protein. NCBI's taxonomy places the organism in Eukaryota, Viridiplantae, Streptophyta, Magnoliopsida, Brassicales, Caricaceae. Gene Ontology annotation, molecular function: translation elongation factor activity; GTPase activity; GTP binding. Gene Ontology annotation, biological process: ribosome disassembly; translational elongation. Gene Ontology annotation, cellular component: chloroplast. The record is from RefSeq and is a predicted model, not a curated record.